UAUAUUAUGUUUUCUUUCUUUUCGACUUUUGUUCAUGUUUUUACUACACCGAAAAAACCGGAAGUUUAUCAAAUUCGUGUCGGCAACAUGGCGAGCGUUUUGCCAUCAGACCAGCAAGAGGAAGAUGCCUCAGAAUUACAGUUCCCUAAAGAAUUCGAAAAUGCUGAGACUCUGCUGAUAUCGGAAGUACAGAUGUUGUUAGAACAUCGCAAGCAGCAGAACGAGAGUGCGGAGGAGGAGCAGGAACUGUCUGAGGUGUUCAUGAAGACGCUCAACUACUGCUCCCGUUUCAGCAAGUUCAAGAACAGAGAAACCAUCGCCGCUGUCAGAAGUUCGCUCAUGCAGAAGAAGUUACACAAGUUUGAACUUGCUGCCCUGGCCAACCUGUGCCCAGAAACAUCAGAGGAGGCAAAAUCUCUCAUUCCCAGUUUGGAAGGAAGGUUUGAGGAGGAUGAGCUCCAGCAGAUAUUGGACGACAUCAAGACCAAGCGAAGUUUCCAGUACUGAGUCCAGCUUCUCACUUGUCCAACCUUGCUGAGGAGACAGGAGUUGUCUCCCUUGCGAGUCUUGACAAUGACAGUCGACAGGUGUCAGAAACAUUUCAAUGUGAAUAUUUUGUCUGAAAGUAAUUUUACCAUCUGCCUCCAAAUAUUAUUAGAGGUACACCAACUACUGCAGUAUAUCUGUGAUUUAUCAUAUAUAUGUUUGUACUCUUGAUCACUUUCAAAAGUUCAAGAAAGUCUGCCACAAAAAUGGCUUUUAAGAUUGUGUUUUCAUUUUCUUUUUAAGCUUUGCCUAAUUUGACUGUUAUUGCAUUGGUUACAUUGAAACUCCACCUGUUUCAAUAAACAAUUAAUUAUCAGGAAAUGUCAUCCAAGACUUUUGCAAGUGCAUUGACCCUACCUGCAUGGUGUGAGAAUAAUUUCUGAAACAGGCCAAAGUAUUUGUUUAUAAAACUUGCAGUACAUGAAAUAAUUCAAAAUAAAUACUAAAAAUAAUGGUUAUGAUCUUGUCUGGAUCCUUUGAACGUGAUUGUAGUACCCCAGGUCUCAAUAUUUAUUCCAAAUCCACUGGGGAAUAAUGAUCUUAACUUAAGACUUGUACAAACUGUGAAUAACUUUGUACAUGAAUGAUCUUUUUAGAAAGAUCUUAAAGGCAUUGUUUUCAAAAUAAUUUCCUCAUAUUUCCAUCUUAACAGAAGAGUAAAGACGGAGUAACACUGUUAGUGUGUCAUUUAUCACAUAAAGCAAAGUCUUUGUUCAUUGUAAGAUAAGUCAUGUAUCAUCAAUAAACAUUUUAUUUGUCA
Molecule: messenger RNA, 1306 nt
Organism: Haliotis rufescens (red abalone)
Lineage: Eukaryota; Metazoa; Mollusca; Gastropoda; Lepetellida; Haliotidae
Product: DNA-directed RNA polymerase II subunit RPB4-like
Exons: 5
Coding region: 7-507 (166 amino acids)
Biological process (GO): mRNA export from nucleus in response to heat stress; nuclear-transcribed mRNA catabolic process, deadenylation-dependent decay; transcription initiation at RNA polymerase II promoter
Cellular component (GO): P-body; RNA polymerase II, core complex
Molecular function (GO): translation initiation factor binding; nucleotide binding
Source: RefSeq, a predicted model, not a curated record